Molecule: messenger RNA, 546 nt
Organism: Papilio xuthus (Asian swallowtail)
Lineage: Eukaryota; Metazoa; Arthropoda; Insecta; Lepidoptera; Papilionidae
Product: chorion class B protein PC10-like
Exons: 2
Coding region: 1-546 (181 amino acids)
Biological process (GO): multicellular organism development; chorion-containing eggshell formation
Cellular component (GO): egg chorion
Molecular function (GO): structural constituent of egg chorion
Source: RefSeq, a predicted model, not a curated record
AUGACCUCCAAAGCCGUAUAUCUUUUCUGUGCUCAAGUUUUUCUUGUUCAGUCAAUUUCUGGAUUCUGCAUAAAUGGUGCAUGGCCUAAUGGUGUCGCUGGAGACCUGGCUUGGGCUGGUCAGGGAUACGAAGUUCCAUUAAUGGCUGCCCCAUGUGCAGGACCCGGACCUUUCUUGGGGGCAUACGAUCUUGCAGCUAUCCCUUCAUCAUACGGUGGUGGAUUUGUCAUCUCCAGUGCAUCACCUGUCCAACCUUACGGUGUAUCUUUGAUGUCAGAAAACGCAAUCGAUGGUAUCCUAGUGGUUGGUGGUGAGCUACCAUUCCUGGGUACCGUUGGUCUGGAAGGUGCUUUACCUACUGCGGGAACUGGUACCAUUUCUUAUGGCUGCGGUAAUGGGAAUGUUGGCAUGAUAAGUGAAGAUGUCAUGCCUAUGGCUGCUGGUAUGGGAUGGGCUGCCGGUGCCUAUGCUCCUAUGGCAAACGGUUAUGGAUAUGCUAAUUGGGCUAGUCCAGCUGUUGAAUACGGUUGUGGUGCCAUUUAUUAA